Olea europaea var. sylvestris is the source of this 1148-nucleotide messenger RNA. Its product is annotated as caffeoyl-CoA O-methyltransferase-like. Gene Ontology annotation, molecular function: O-methyltransferase activity; S-adenosylmethionine-dependent methyltransferase activity. The transcript has 5 exons. Bases 41 to 772 code for a protein of 243 amino acids. Lineage: Eukaryota; Viridiplantae; Streptophyta; Magnoliopsida; Lamiales; Oleaceae. The record is from RefSeq and is a predicted model, not a curated record.
CAGCAGAAAAUUUGAAAAACAUAAGAAAUUAUUUAAGAAAAUGUCAGUGGAAACCGGUGAUCAGGGUAGACAUCAAGAGGUUGGCCACAAGAGCCUUCUGCAGAGUGAUGCUCUUUACCAGUAUAUUCUUGAAACUAGUGUCUACCCAAGAGAGCCAGAGGCCAUGAAAGAACUCAGAGAAUUGACUGCCAAGCAUCCCUGGAAUAUUAUGACCUCCUCGGCUGAUGAAGGGCAGUUCUUGAACAUGCUAUUGAAAUUGAUCAAUGCCAAAAACACAAUGGAAAUUGGUGUUUACACUGGCUACUCUCUCCUGGCCACUGCCCUGGCACUUCCAGAGGAUGGGAAGAUAUUGGCAAUGGAUAUUAACAGAGACAAUUAUGAAUUGGGUUUGCACAUAAUUGAAAAGGCUGGAGUUGCCCACAAAAUUGACUUCAAAGAAGGCCCUGCUUUGCCUGUUCUUGAUCAGAUGAUUGAAGAUGCGAAGUAUCAUGGAACAUUCGAUUUUAUAUUUGUGGAUGCUGACAAGGACAAUUAUAUCAACUACCACAAGCGAUUAAUUGAUUUGGUCAAAGUUGGGGGAGUGAUUGGGUACGACAAUACCUUGUGGAACGGGUCUGUAGUGGCCCCACCUGAUGCACCAAUGAGAAAGUAUGUCAGGUAUUACAGGGAUUUUGUGUUGGAGCUUAACAAGGCUUUGGCUGCUGAUCCAAGGAUUGAGAUCUGCAUGCUACCAGUGGGUGAUGGAAUUACCCUGUGCCGCCGUCUUAGCUGAGCACUUCUUGAAAAUUAUUAAUAUUAUCUUCUUUUUGCUUUUAACUUGUAAUUGUAAUUGUAAUUGUAUUUUAAUAUGGAGAGCAAACAAAUCCCAAAAAGACAAUAGUAUUUCUCUCCACUUCUCUUUCGCUUCGCUUGGAACGAGCUACACGACCUGUACGGAUGACUGUGGGGAUGACCGCGCACACUCAUAUAUGGAGGUCGGUAUUUUUUUUUAAUCACUUGGGACUCACCUCGACAUGUGAGAGUGCAGUCACCCACUGUGUCGAUCAUGAUGUUCGUUUGGCAUUUUUCCGUUUCGAAUUCAAUUUUGAGUGUUUUCUUGUCCCACCAACUUUCCCACCAUUUACUGAAAAAAUAUAAUUCAAAAGUAA